Molecule: messenger RNA, 909 nt
Organism: Danio rerio (zebrafish)
Lineage: Eukaryota; Metazoa; Chordata; Actinopteri; Cypriniformes; Danionidae
Source: RefSeq, a predicted model, not a curated record
CUCUGUCUGCCAUGUGUUCGGCACAGCAGGACUGUCGGCGUGGAGCCUGUUACCCAGCAAUGGAUGAUCUGCUGCUGGGUCGGGAGCAGAACCUGCGGGCGUCCUCCACAUGCGGUCUGAUGGGCUCUGAGGUGGUCUGUUCUCCACACGGACAGUGGAAGAUGAAAUGUUGUCCGUGUGAUUCUCGCAAUCCCGCGGCGUACAACGCACACACCAUCCAGAACGUGAUUUCCAGCGCCGGACCGAACCGAUGGUGGCAGUCCAAGAAAGAUGUAAAUCCUGUGACGCUGCAGCUGGAUCUAAAUGGACAGUAUCACCUGGAGACCGUUUUCCUCUCAUUCAAGGGCCCGAGGCCUGAUGCGCUAAUCAUCGAGAGGUCGAGGGAUUACGGUCGGUCUUGGCAACCCGUCCUCUACAUGGCCACCAAUUGUCCGUCCACUUUUCCUCGGGUCAGCACUUCGUUUCCUCGCAGCUUUGAAGAAACGUACUGCUACACGCUGCCGUCCACCGCAGAUGACCCCUACAAGGACCAGAAGAUUCACUUUUACCCUCUUCGUCAGUUUGCAGACAUCAAUCUACCCAACGAAUACAAAAUUGAAGUGGCGUCCGGGUUCACUGGUCUGCGGGUCAAUCUGACUCAGCUGGGUCCGGUUCCUAGUCUGCCGGGUCGUGGUCUGAGUCAGUAUUACGCUCUGAGAGAGAUGAAGGUCAUCGGCUCCUGCUUCUGCCAUGGACACGCCAACCGCUGCCUUCAGGACACCAGCAACAACUACCUUCCUAACACACCGGUUGGCGGUAUGUGUGAGUGCCAGCACAACACAGCCGGUGUGAACUGUGAUCGAUGUGACGACUUCUAUAAUGACCUUCCCUGGAGACCAGCGGAGAGCGGAAACACACACGCCUGCAAGC